AAACCUGCCGGCUUGUUUGUUUACACGAUGCUUUCAGCUAGUGACACUUAUUAAAUUAUAGCUUUCUGCAAUAAGUGACUAUGUUAUAACGGCUAGAAAUUAGUUCUGUAUAAAGUAUUACGGAGUUCCAUGAUUGUUUUAGCAUAUAAAAUAUGAACAUCUAAAUUAAAGACUGAAUCUCUGACUCACUGGGCAGCAAGUUAAGUUAAUUACUUCCAAGAAUGGAAAUUCAACCGAAUACCAGUAUUGAUACUGGUAAAGAGUUUCCAUUAAUUGUCUGUGAGAACACAGGUAAAAAGAGAAAAUUAUAUCCAUGUCCAGAUUGUGAUUUUGCCUCAACGAGCAAUUUUUCGUUGAAAACCCACCUACGCACUCACACUGGAGAGAAGCCUUUUUCUUGCGCAGAGUGCGAUUACAAAUGUUCGCAGCCAGGCCAUCUGAAAUCACACAUGAUGACUCACACAGGAGAAAAGCCGUUUUGCUGCAGUCUCUGUGGCUAUAAAUGUUCUAGACAGAGUGAUUUGAAGAGGCACAUGAUGAUCCACACAGGUGAAAAACCGUUCUGUUGCUCGUUGUGCGAUUACAAGUGCUCCCAGAAGAGCAGUCUUAUGACGCAUAUGUUGAUCCACACAGGAGAGAAACCAUACUCAUGCGGACUGUGUGACUACAAGUGUUCCCAGCAGAGCAGCCUCAAGACACAUAUGAUCACCCAUACGGGCGAAAAGCCAUAUUCCUGUACGAUCUGCGAUUAUAGAUGUUCCUACCAGUGCAACCUGAAAGUUCACAUGAUGACUCACAAUGACUUUAAGCCAUAUUGCUGCAGCUUGUGCGAAUACAGGUCCAGUCGACAAGGCAGCCUCAAAACACACAUGAUGACCCACACAGGCGAAAAACCAUUUAUGUGUACCUAUUGUGACUACAAAUGCUCACAACAGGGUCAUUUGAAGAAACACAUGAUGACUCACACCUCUAAGAAGAAAUGAAUUUCAUCAACAAAGUUAAACUAUUGAAGUCAUGAUUUUUUUAAAUUUGUAUUAUUAUCACUUUUUUAAAUUUAGAAGUGGAUAGCGUGGGCAUAUUUUUAUUUUUACAGCUUUAGUUUGAUAUGUGACAAGCACAUAACGUUAAAUAUUAUUUAUUAUUAGUUAAUAAUUUAUUUAAAGUAGAAUUAGCUAAGCUGUGUG
This is a messenger RNA of Cimex lectularius (bed bug), 1184 nucleotides long. RefSeq names its product gastrula zinc finger protein XlCGF49.1-like. Gene Ontology annotation, biological process: regulation of transcription by RNA polymerase II. The coding region runs from base 222 to 983 and encodes 253 amino acids. Gene Ontology annotation, molecular function: RNA polymerase II cis-regulatory region sequence-specific DNA binding; DNA-binding transcription factor activity. The transcript is spliced from 2 exons. Lineage: Eukaryota; Metazoa; Arthropoda; Insecta; Hemiptera; Cimicidae. The record is from RefSeq and is a predicted model, not a curated record.